Xenopus laevis (African clawed frog) is the source of this 1752-nucleotide messenger RNA. Its product is annotated as perilipin-2-like. The record is from RefSeq and is a predicted model, not a curated record. The transcript is spliced from 7 exons. Bases 303 to 1385 code for a protein of 360 amino acids. Lineage: Eukaryota; Metazoa; Chordata; Amphibia; Anura; Pipidae.
UGGAUGAUUCUAUUUCUCAACAUUAGAAUUCCCCCUGGAAACAACUAUAUGAAUGUUAUUUCCUGGGUCGGUCACGGUUUGGUUCUGGUAAAUAUAAGAUUUCCAUAUCCCAUUGGUUCAGGUCACACACUGUAUAAUAAAGUAGCCACAGAUCUCUCACUGUCAUUCACUUGGAAAGUCCCAGACACACUUAGGAUUUAAGGCUGAAUAUUUAUAGAGUCCACAUGAAUCUGCCUUCCCCGUCCUCUCUGAGAGCCUGAAUCUGGGGGUGAGAGACCAAUCAAGGGAAGGUAUCAGACUGUAUGAGGAGGAAGCAGCCAGCGAUGGAGAAUGCAGAGGAGAUACAGCCUGAGACUGUAGCUCAGCGAGUUGCACGACUGCCUUUCAUCCAUUCCUCCUUCCAGAUCUUCUCCUCGGCUUAUCAUGAUGUCAAGGACCUGAACCCCCUUGUCAGUUACUUGUGCCGCCUGUCAGAGCGCGGUGUGAAUGUGGCUAGUAGAGUGGCCAGUGCCGGAGCAUCUCCUGUCCUGAGUAUAAUGAAGCCUCAGAUUGCGCUGGUGAACAGUGUGGCCCUGCGGGUGGUGGAUGAACUACAGACACAACUACCUGUGCUGGACCAACCAGCAGACGAGGUGGUUGCAGAAUUCUGGGACACACUGACGGGUGCAGCGGGUGCUGCCAGGGAUCAGGUGCUUAACUCCCUGCAGGAGGCACAAGACAGAACCAAUGGACUAGUCACGGGUGCACAGGGUGCUGCUUUGUUGGCCGCCACCACAUUGGGCAACCUGGGCAUCCGAGAGUCACUGGAGCUGGGGGCUGAGCUGCUGGUUUCCCAGGCAGUGAAGCUGGUUGAUACUUACCUACCUGAGCAGGAGGAAGAAGAGGAGGAUGAGGAUGAAGGAGAGGCAGGGUCGGGAAGGGGCAGCAGUGAUGAGGAAGGAGAGGAAUCAGGCGGAUCUGCUGUUGGACUCAUCUCCAUGAUCUGGUUGCUACUCGAUACCAUCAUACCUAGCAGGCUGAUGAGGCUGGAUGCAUCUGUAUAUAGUGCCUGGACCAUCCUCUACGGAGCCCUUAAUCUGGGGCUGAGUGUGCCCUUAAAGCUGAAAAGUCAAUUGCAGAGUCUCAUAAGGAGGCUGCUCUUUACCAAACCUUCCAAGGAAGAGCCGCAAUUCCGAGCAAGCUUCAAGAAGAAGAUCAACCAUUCAUCAAGGUUGGAGAGAUCCCCGAGAAAACGGAGCAAGAAUGAAGCGGUGCCUGUCUCCCGGGUCUCAGCCAAUGGAAGGCGUGUGAUCUCGGAGUUUGAUGAUGAAACGCCCCGUGUAAGAUACAACAGACGGCAGAGCCUGGAAAGUGCCUUCUAUACCUCUAGAAUACUGGAAGAUUAGGUCUGGAGCUCCCACUGUCUCAUCAUGAACAUCACCUUCUACAGUGAGAAGCUCCUGGGAUUCACCUCAUGUUGGCUUUGCACUUGUUCUACCACUACAGGCCUUGGUGAUAUAAGUGUUUGGGUUUUCUGGUGACCCUGACUGAAUGUUAUUCAGAUAUAUUCCCCUCUGGGCCAGUGAAAUGCUUAGUUCUACACAAUCAUUAUAUCACUAAAAUAUUAAACAUAUUAGAGACGUGAUGUAACAUUAUAUAUAAUUUGCAGAUUCGCUGCUUGAUUGUAUUGCUCCGAUCAACAACCCUGUGUAUCUCCUGUAUCACAUCAACAGCUGCUUCUCCAACAAUAACAUUAAACUUCAUUUCAUUCAA